UCUUCCUUUUCAGAUCUAUUCUUCAUCCCUUUUGCUCUUCCUCGUCUUUGAACCGUUUCACGAUCUGACCCCUAAACAAUCAAUACAUCUUCCACUUCGUUCUUCAUUUACUCUCAUUUAUGGAUUCGCUUUGCUUUUCUCCUUCGGAUUUUGUUUAUAAAGCUCUUAAUCCGCCUUUUCUCCUUCAGUUUUUCUUUAUACAACUCUUAAUCCGAAUCUUAUUUCGAUUAAGCUUCGUUGCAAUGAGUUCCAACGGAAAAUCCAUCUCCGAGAAACCAAACCGCGUUGAAGCUGAAUCCGCUCCCGAACCGAUCAACCCCGUUGGAACACCUUAUGUUUCUUCCAGCCAUUCAAUCGGCGAUCCCCACUCGAAGCAAUCUGAAGGCGAAGCGUCGUUCACCUCCUGUCUGACCAAACUCAGCGGCAAGACCGCUGGCUCUUCCGGCGUCUUAAACGGCUUACCUAAAUCGAAGAACCCCAAUGGUAUGAUCAUUCACAGAGCGAAGUCUGUUGUUUCUUCAGGCGUUAGGGGCAAAGCCGCUGUCUCCUUUGGCUUCACGGGAAAAGCCAUUGUCACCGCCAAAGUUGGUGAAGUGAUGACUUUCAAAGAUGUGAAAUACGGAACUCAUGAUGGCGAGUUGAGGUUUCGGUUGAUCCAUUUUUGGGAAGCUCGAAAUGUUGUUACGAAGGUGCUUAUCGGUGUCGAGAUGCUUCUCAUCGACCACGAGACUGUCAUCCAGGGUUUAUCCCAGCUGGGAGGGUAGAUACUUAUUUGCCACACAUGAAAGCUGGUGGCAUUUACAGGCUCAACAAUUAUUUCGGGUCUAACAACAAGAUUUUGUAUCGUGUUGCGGAGCCGAGUUUCACCAUCACCUUCUCAACUACUUCUGUCCUCUCUGAUCUAGAAGACAGUCCACUUUGUUUCCCCGAGGACCGUUUCCAGAUCCAUGGAUAUGAGGAGUUCGAUGCUGCAUGUGACUUGCAAGGGGAUCUUUAUGAUUAUGUUGGCCACAUCAAGCUUGUGAAUGGGCAGGUUCUCAGUGAUAUUCUCGUGCUAGAUGAUGCCGAGAUAGCUGCAUCACGCCGCGUCCUGCUUCAUGUUCAGACACAUGAUGGUCCGGUAAUGAAGUUGUACCUAUGGGACAAGGCUGCCUCAGACUUUAGUGAGAAAUUUAAAGCAUCUGGAGGAACCGCACGUGUUGCUUUGGUCACUACUUUAAACCCGAAACGAUUUGGAGGUGCUCUAGCUCUCUCCUCUAUGACGCCAUCACGUGUAUUUUUGGACACUGAUGUUCAAGAAACCAAAGAGUAUCUCGCUUGGAUGGAAGCGAACUUAGCUGUUGCCAACAGAGUGAAUGCAGACGUUGUCACUAAGGCUGGGACAGUUUCCAUUGGCGACCUAUUUUCCUAUAUGAAGCAGGAAGAUGCCAAGGUUGCUUGGUUUGAGUGCAUAGCAACCAUUGGUGAUGUUGUGCACGGUUCACCCUCGUAUUACAUAGGCUGUGGUGUGUGCCACACUAAGGCAACCAAAGGGCCUACAACCCUUAUGUGUAAGAAGUGUGGGAAAACCAAUAUUGUUGGUGUUGCACAGUACCUGGCCAAGAUCUCCGUGUAUGAUAAUGAUGAUCAGGCAUCUUUUGUGCUCCUCGGUGAUGCUGGACAUGAGUUGGUUGGAAGGAAAGCUUCAGAGUUGGUUGCAAGAUAUUUUGAGGGAAACGAGAAUGUAGAAGAUGACCACUUCGUUCCGGUGCCUCAGGCUCUUAUUGAUACCAUUGGACAGACUCGCAAAUUCAUUGUGAAGGUAUCAGAUCACAAUUUGACUGGCAAGACCCAAACUCUGACUGUGACAAAGGUCCUCACCCCAGAAGUCCAAGAAGUUGAAGGGAAUUUAGAAGAGAAUAUGAUUGUACCAGAAGCCCAGAAAACUUUGCAGAAUGGAGUUGCUGAUGAUGAGCUUUCCACAUGCGUUGGCAUGGUGAAAAAGGCUGCUGAUGAUGUUGAGGCAGAAGAUCCCAAGCGAGCUAGAUGUGGCUAGGAUGUGUUAAAUCUUAGUUUUAUGGUUACUAAAACUUUAAGCUUUGGUUUUUUUUUUUUGAUCUCAGACUUUGUUUUGCAACAUUAACUAUAUUUCUUAUAAUCUAUUUUGUCUCUCCUUA
Molecule: messenger RNA, 2156 nt
Organism: Brassica oleracea var. oleracea
Lineage: Eukaryota; Viridiplantae; Streptophyta; Magnoliopsida; Brassicales; Brassicaceae
Exons: 10
Coding region: 782-2035 (417 amino acids)
Biological process (GO): DNA repair; DNA recombination; DNA replication
Cellular component (GO): nucleus
Molecular function (GO): DNA binding
Source: RefSeq, a predicted model, not a curated record